Messenger RNA from Lachancea nothofagi CBS 11611, 792 nucleotides. Lineage: Eukaryota; Fungi; Ascomycota; Saccharomycetes; Saccharomycetales; Saccharomycetaceae. The record is from the annotation of a GenBank genome assembly.
AUGUCUGACUCCGAAUCGUUCAUUCAAGGCGAUAUUUUCGAAGAGCCGGAAGGUUUCUACCAGCCACCUCCAGAUGCGCAUUUUGCUCCAUAUGAGAGGAAAAAUGUUCCCGAAUGCUCAAAAUCUCAAGCACAAACGGUCAAUUUGAGACUCGUUGGGUCUUCGCCGCUCUGGGGCCAUUUGCUUUGGAAUGCCGGUAUCUACACCGCACAACACUUCGAUAAGUAUCCUGAGCUGGUGCAGGACAAAGUUGUCUUGGAAUUAGGCGCAGCUGCUGCUCUGCCGUCUAUUGUAGCAGGUCUCAUCGGUGUCAAGAAAUGUGUUACUACCGACUAUCCAGACGCCGACUUGAUACAAAAUAUCCAAUACAACGUGGAUCAGGAACUGUACGACGGACAAUCUGAAUUUGACCCUGUCAAUAGAAGCGUGGUAGUUGAAGGCUACAUUUGGGGUAACAGUUACGAGCCCAUAACGAAACACCUGCCAACAGGAACUUCCAAAUUCGAUCUCAUCAUUUUAAGUGAUCUGGUCUUCAAUCACACAGAGCACUUGAAACUGUUAAAGACAACUAAAGACCUUUUGGCUUCUAAUGGUAAAGCACUUGUAGUCUUUUCGCCUCAUAGACCUUGGCUAUUGAAUGACGACUUGCAAUUCUUUGAAACCGCUAAGGAAUUUGACCUCACACCGGAGAAGAUUGAGAUGGUACACUGGAAGCCGAUGUUCGAGGAAGAUGAAGAAACCAGUGAGGUAAGAUCUAGAGUGUACGCCUAUUACUUGACGCACAAAAAUUAA